This is a messenger RNA of Spinacia oleracea (spinach), 2201 nucleotides long. RefSeq lists its product as uncharacterized. The record is from RefSeq and is a predicted model, not a curated record. Lineage: Eukaryota; Viridiplantae; Streptophyta; Magnoliopsida; Caryophyllales; Amaranthaceae. The coding region runs from base 1050 to 2006 and encodes 318 amino acids. The transcript is spliced from 7 exons.
GGUUUUCACUAAAAAUAAUAUCUCAUUGCUUAUCCAUACUAUAUACAUACUUCAGGAUUCUUGCUUAAUUCAAAGUUCUUAACUUAUAAAUAUUUCAUUUUUGUAGGAUCAUGGCUAGAAAGAUACAUCGAGUACACCCACCUCAGAAUGAUGUAACAAAUGAAGAUGAAGAUGGAGAUGAUUCUGAUGUUGAACAAACUAGGCGUGAGGAUGAGAGGGGUCGAACUGUACUUGCUGAGGUGGGGGAUUCAAUUAAAAAAGGGCAUAAAAUCCCUUUAGAGUGGGAUCAAGUUACAAAAAUACCAUGCGGAGAUCAUAAAGAUACCUUUUCCACAUAUCUCGGUGUAAUUGCUCGUGAAAGAAUAUGCAUCACCUAUAAAACAUGGAAGGAUGUUCCUAGAGAAGUCCAAAAUGUAGUGUUUGAAUCGGUUAAGAAAGGGUUCAUAGUGUUAGAAGAGCGCAAAGAAUAUAUCUUGAGGCAAGCUGAUAAUCGAUGGAGAGCUUUCAAGACUAGGCUAAGAAAAAAGUGGAUGUACCAUAAAAAAACUGGAAGGCUAAGAAAGAAGCCACCUGUCAAAUAUCCUUGGAUAUAUCAAGCAAUUUGGGACAAGUUUGUUACAUGGAGUACUUCUGAUGAGUUUAAGGAGAAGAGUGAAAAAGGUCGACAACGGUCAAAUCUUAAGACGUCAAGCUAUCGAGGUGGCUGACUUGGGUACCAAUAUUAUAGAGACGAGAUAGCAAAAGAAUUUCUGGCGAAAGGGAUCCAUGUCGAUCAGAUUCCCAGACACGAGGCUUGGUUACGAGCUCAUGCAGUUGUGAAAAACGGAAUAUACAUAUUCAAUAACCCAAUUGAUCAAGUGACCGCUAAUGUAAUUAAUGAUUUGAAAGCUCGGGCAGAAAGAGGUGAAGUUAUUUUUCAUAGUCGUCGUGAUGAUAUUUUGGCAAGAGCACUGAAAAAGAAAGAGCGUGGUGGAUGUGUAAGAGGUGUUGGGUCUGGUAUCACAAAUAAGCAGUAUUUUGGGUAUAACAAACCAAUACCACCUAGCCAUAUGCUUUCCCAAAUCACAUCUUUGAGGUCGGAGAUGGGGGCAAUGAGAAACCAACAGAAUCUUGUAAUGUCUUGUUUGGCAACAAUCCUUAACCCAGAGCAAGUGAAGCAAUUACAACAAUUACAAAGUAUUGGUGUUGGCCGUCAACUUGGUGAUGUUGGUGGUCAAAUUAAUCAUUUAAGUGACUACAACAAUGUACAAUUUGAUGGUAUUCAUGGCCACUCACAGAGUUUUGGUGAUCAAGGGUUGAGUGGUGCUCAAACUUCUAAUUUAGAUAACUCAGGGAACAAUCAUGGUUUUUUUACCCAACUACUAACUGGUGGUAUUAGUGGUCAGGGACAAGUUGUCAACAGUCCUGAAGGUCAUCGGGAAACUCGACCUAUAGCUCAACAGAAGGAGCCAGAUCAGCUAGAGAAGGAGUUAGAGCAGGAACCUUACCGUGUUUCUUGGCCCGAUCAACUUCAAUCUCCGCAAAACAUGCACUCUAGUGUUGAUUGGCCAGAGACAUAUGACCCUUUGUCACUUAGUGACCUUCCUGAUCUGCCUGAGGGUAUGCAUGAUUGUUGCUUGGCGAUCGAGGAUAACAAAAAAAUCAAGAUUGUUGCAAUUGGACAAGUUUACAUACCGGGAGAAAAAAUAGUGGUGAAGAAUCACUUUUUUGAUGUGUCCUCUGAAAACCGCCGGGUCUCCAUAACUGACGAUGUCGAUCCGACUGCACUACUACCAUGUCCUGUGUCGGGGUUCUUAUUCGUUUGUGAAGCGAAGGAUACUUUUGUUCCAUGGCCAACAAACUUGAUUUUUCCAAAGAAAAAGUACUUUCCUCGGGUUCCUGCCACUUAUUCUCAAGAAAUGGUUGAUGAGAUACGAGACAAUUUGGUAACUUAUGUUUUGAAGCAUAUGCAAGUCAACAAUCAAGAAGUCGGAGAAAAUGAGUGCAUGGAUGUUGAUCAAGAAUGACUUUUAUAGCUAAAUAUUUUGGAUAUUCAUAUUUUAGUAAGAAAAAAUGUUUUAGGAACGUAUUUACAUGGAAUUGUAGAAGAAAUACCUUUUUUGUGUGAUUAUUGUAAGGAAUUUUGGAGGAUGUUUAAUUAGGUACACUAGUUUAAUUACUGAUUUGGAUAACUGCGACAAAAUUCAAUUCUUAUGGUUGUU